AUGCUUGUGGACGGAUCGAACGCUCGACAACCCAGAUGUGUUCCAAUUCCUCAUGGCACCAAAGAGCUUAUUUUUCGACUUGCCAAUCCCGAUGCUGUACAAGGGAUGAACCCAGCCACACGCAUCGAGAACGAAGUAGCAAUCAUUGCCUUAGCUUCGGCUGCGUUGAAGCAUAUACAUCCGCGAAUAGUCCCUUCAGUCUACGGCUGGGGAAGUGCGGCUCUGCAAUCGUCGCCAGGCUGGAUCAUUCAAGAGCUCAUGCCAGGCACGCCAGUAGACGAGUCUUUCGAUGACAUGAGUCUCGAGAAAAAGCGCAGUAUUCUUGAACAGAUGGGCAGAAUACUAAAAUCUCUGCAAGAUUAUGAGCUUCCUCCCAGUAUUACUGGUUAUGGAGGCGUCACAUUUGAUGAGACUGGCCGUAAGAUCAGUGCUGCGAUGACUAGCGUUGGUGCAGGGCCUUGGGAUUCUUAUGAAGCAUCUUUUGAAGGACGGCUUCGAGUGGCGCUUCGGAAAGCGAAUCAAAAUCCGUAUAUUCAGGGAUGGCGAGCAAAUGGCUUGAGAGAGCGCUUGGAUGCUUUCGUAAAGCGCGGUGUCCCAGCCCUGUUCGAAGCACUGGGCUCAAAGCAUGACAGAGUCAUUAUACAUGCUGAUUUUAGUAAUUCAUCUCUCAAGUGGCUCUCUGGAGAUAGUACCAGUCACCAUCAAGCUUAUCAUGUCUUUUCACAUAACUACAGGUGCCAAUAACCUCCUAUUUGAUGCCAGAACGGGUAGUAUCACAGCACUCAUCGACUACGACUUUGCUUGUAUCUCUCAUCCAUCCUAUGAGUUUUUCCGCUCCUUCGAUGGCACUGGCGGCCAGUUUAGAGGCUGGAUAGGAGAUGAGGCAACAGAGGACAUGUUAUUAAGAGAGGCCAAGAUUCAUGGAUUUCCGGUGCCACUUCCGCCAACUACCGAGCAUGGCGUUCAAUGGGAAGUGGUGGCCGCGUGGGAGGAGGAGUUGGAAAGGUUGGGGGUUAAAAGACUACAAAGCAUGCCGGGGAUUGAGAAGGUGGCGGAUGUGGAUACUAUUUUAAGAUGUAUCUUGCCGUGGAGGGUUUCCAAUCUCGAUGUUUUGAGGUUACAGUCGGAAGCUGUCAUUAUGAGGUGUAGGAAUGAUAACGAGAGGCAGCUGGUGAGACUACUGAGUCGGACGGGUUUCUGA
This is a messenger RNA of Hymenoscyphus albidus, 1201 nucleotides long. Lineage: Eukaryota; Fungi; Ascomycota; Leotiomycetes; Helotiales; Helotiaceae. The record is from the annotation of a GenBank genome assembly.